CUCCCCAGACCCCGCAGAACCCCACUUUCAUCUCCCUGGGAGCCGGGGCCAGGCUGCCCACAGGCUGCCCGCCACGGAGGGUGCGAGCAGGACCGACGCCUCCCGCGGAACCCAGCGCCCGGCUCUGCUCCCGCGGGGCCGCCCCUGCCCUCCCCCAACCCCGCCGGGGGAGUGGAAGCCGGAUCCGCUCUUUCGUUUUCGUUUCCUGGAAGGACAGCGAUUACCGAGCGCCCGGCGCCUGCUCCCCGGACCGAGCGCAUACUCCCCGCGUCUGGAAGGAGAUUUCCUCCCACGAGGCAUUCCGUUCUCCAGCCGAGUUUGGGGUCGGGGAAGGGAGCGUCUGGCAGCGCGGCCGGCCGAACCGCCCUGGGGAAGCACAGCCCGGCGCCCCCGCCUCCACCUGUGAUGCAGGAGGGAGCGCUGGCCGGCUCUCCCGUGAGCCCCGCAGCAGCCACGCCACCUCCAGGCGCCCGGGCCCAGGCCAGAUGUGACGCCCACGUGGACCUGCAGGGCCGGCGGGGCAUCUGCAAGCUGCCAGGAAGACUCCGGAUCCAGCCGGCGCUCUGGAGCCGCGAGGACGUGCUGCACUGGCUGCGCUGGGCCGAGUGCGAGUACUCCCUGCAGCGCACCCGGGAGCGCGGCUUCGAGAUGAACGGCCGUGCGCUCUGUAUCCUCACCAAGGACGACUUCCGGCUCCGCGCGCCCGGCUCAGGUGACGUCCUGUACGAGCUGCUCCAGUACAUCAAGACCCAGCGGCAGGCCCUGGUGUGCGGCCCUUUCUUCGGCAGGGCCUCCAGGCAGAAGAUGCCCCGUGGGCACUGCCCCUGCCCCCAGCAAGAGGGGACCAGGCCCUCUCAGGUGGCCCAGGGAGGCCUCCUGCAGCAGCCACCCGACCUGGAGCUUACCAACUCCUGGAGCCGCCUGGAUGCCCCUGGCCUGGCCAGGUGGCCCCCCGGCAGGGAGGAGGCCCUCAGCUUCCCUCUCCGUGGGGAGCUCAGCUGUAGGGCAGAGGGAGUCUGCUCCUUCCCCACGAGGCCGCAGGCCCCCGUCGACGGCAGGAUUGAUGGCAGGAUCGCAGACUGCCGGCUGCUGUGGGACUACGUGUACCAGCUGCUCUCCGACACCAGGUACCAGUCCGUCAUCAGGUGGGAAGACGAGAGCGCCAGGACCUUCCGAGUCGUGGAUCCCAACGGGCUCGCCAGACUCUGGGGAAACCACAAGAACCGCGUGAACAUGACCUACGAGAAGAUGUCGCGCGCCCUGCGCCACUACUAUAAGCUGAACAUCAUCAGGAAGGAGCCGGGGCAGAAGCUCCUGUUCAGGUUCCUGAAGCUGCCCGGGAAGACGGCCCCGGAGCAGGGCAGCCGCCCGCAGCAGCGGCAGCGCCGGGCGCAGGGCCAGGCCGGCUUCAAGGCGGACGUGCUGGCGGUCUCUCCGUGAGGGCACGACCCAGGCCCUGGGCAGAUGGGACAGAGAGGAGUCUCUCGUGAGGGCGGCGAGCUGCACGCCUCCGCCCUCCUCCCCGGGCAGCAGGGACGCCCGGCUGGUGCACUUCGGGACCUGCUGUCGGGGACCUCAGAGCCGCCUGAGGACCUGAGCUGUGAGGACUGGGAGGCUCGCCCAGGACAUCGUGGGCCAGGCGGGGCCACCGGCAUGAGCUCUCCCGGCCUUGCCCCUGGCUACCUGCCCAGCGAGGGAGGGUACCGGCGCUGAGGGCAUCCAGCCCCACGCCUCCAGGUCACAGAGGGAGCGGCCCCAGCCUCAGCUCGCCCAUCAAGGGCGUGUGCUCCCCGCAGGGCUCCUCUAUGAACCGACAAAAGGAUGGCUGCUCGGUCAACCUUUGGGAUAAUGACAACGAUGGUACCUGGCAUUUAAGUGCUCCCUGUGCAGGCCUUGCGCUCAGGGUCCUGCCUACAUGUCAUCUCGUUCAGUUCCCACGCCACCGUGAGGUUUAGAGGUCUGGGCACAGGCAGACCUGCAGAGCGGGGUGUCCCCCGAGCCCAGUGCUGCUGCUUCCCGUCAGUGACUGCGAGGGUCUCGGGCCUGAGGCUUGGCCCUGCCUCUCUGCCUGCGUCUCCGCGACAAUCUCUGUCCGCAGUGUUGAGUCUUUGGUGACGGCGACUGUGGCCCAGUGGAAACGGCCUCCCGUCCGCGCCUGGGCCCCUGUGCGCCUGCCGUACCUGCCAGGUGGCUUUGGGCAAGUUGUUCCACCUCGGGGACCGCAGGUUUCUCAUCUGCAAGGUGGGGGCGCUGCCCUGGCUGGCCCUCGGGGUAGUGGAAGCUCCGUAAGACCAUACCUGUGAGUGCCCGCAGGUGCCUGCUCCGCAGCGCUUACUCCGGUCACCGUCACUGUCACCGUCAGCCCUGCCAGCCGAGAGCUGCUCUCAGCACAGGCCUCUGAGCUGCUGGGCCAGCCUCCCUCUGCAGCCCCCAGUCCCGCUGGGCUCCUGGAGGUCCGAGCCUCCCCCUGCACCGGAAAGCGAAGGGAGCGUUUUCACUUCAUGAGAAACAGAACGUGGAUCUGCACCUUCUUUCUGGGGAGGAGGAAACCACCGAGCCUCUUGCCUCCAGCAGGUCAGAAAGCCCGUCUGCGGAACCCGAGUCACCGCAGGUGGAAGUCCUCAGGACUUUGGGCCUCAAAGCUGGGACGCUCACGAGCAGGGAAACACCCGCUGAGUCCGUCAGGGGCUCUGACAGUUCCACCCCCCAAAGGGCCAGGCAGGGCGUCCUGGCCCUCCCGUCUGCCCUGGGACUGUGCUGUCUCCUGACUCCGGCCGGGGAUGCACCUCACGUCCCCUCCCCCCCCCCCUUCCCGUAGCCUUUCUCAUCAUCCCCAACCAGAACUGCAUACCUGGGGCGGGAGGGAUUCCCCCAGCCGCUCCCUUUAUAGAUCACACAGCUGAGGCCAGAGACGGGGUGACUUGCCAGCUCCGCCUGCUGCCCCUCAUGUUGCCUCAUUUCUUCUGGCCUCACAUCUUUUUCAUGGACCCAAGAUGCCGAGGUUUAGACAAGGAGUUAGGGUGCUGGCAUUGGCCUGCUGGUGUGUCAAUGGUUGAAAACACCUGCGUAUCCUAGGGGCUGUGUCUCCGCCCAGGGCGAUGACUCUCACCCACACUGGGACUCUCGGGGCCAGGAGUGGGCCCUGGGCUUGGGCAGCGCUCACCACCCCAGACCCCGGAUCCCUGGGCUCUCCGCUCGGCCCUGCGCUCAGCGCCACCCUCUCCCCAUCUCCCCCGGCACGUAGGCUGUGCUCAGGGAGGAACACCUGGGUGCAGGAGCAAAGGGGUUCUCCAGCCCUUCCUUCCAGGGGCAUGAAUUGAGCACCUGCUGUGUACCUGGCAUCAGGUGAGGCUCUGGGUCUACCUCCACUUUUUACAAGUUAGAUUCCUGGAAGGCCGUGGGUCACUGAAAACAACACAUGUCAAAGGGGACUUCCUCACACGUAAUCUUAACAAGCAGGAAGUGCAUCCUCAUGGUGUAAUAAAGCAGACAGCCCUCCUUUUUAGGGGCCAGGUUACAUGAAUGCCAGCAGUAAAUAAAGAGUUUAUGAAAAAAGUGGUAUAGUAAGAAGUUAGUGAAAUAAAUUAUACAAGUCACUGUCUCCAUCCAGUGAAACCAUUUACAGCAGGGGUCCUCAAACUUUUUAAACAGGGGCCAGUUCACUGUCCCUCAGACCGUUGGAGGGCCGGACUACAGUUUAAAAAAAAACUAUGAACAAAUUCCUAUGCACACAGCAGCGGCAAAAACACCCGGCGGGCCGCAUGUGGCCCGCGGGCCGUAGUUUGAGGACCCCUGA
This is a messenger RNA of Myotis daubentonii (Daubenton's bat), 3796 nucleotides long. It is a transcript of the gene ETV7, whose product is annotated as ETS variant transcription factor 7. Gene Ontology annotation, cellular component: nucleus. Gene Ontology annotation, biological process: regulation of transcription by RNA polymerase II; cell differentiation. Lineage: Eukaryota; Metazoa; Chordata; Mammalia; Chiroptera; Vespertilionidae. Gene Ontology annotation, molecular function: DNA-binding transcription factor activity, RNA polymerase II-specific; sequence-specific DNA binding. The record is from RefSeq and is a predicted model, not a curated record.